Rhopalosiphum maidis (corn leaf aphid) is the source of this 609-nucleotide messenger RNA. RefSeq lists its product as uncharacterized. The record is from RefSeq and is a predicted model, not a curated record. NCBI's taxonomy places the organism in Eukaryota, Metazoa, Arthropoda, Insecta, Hemiptera, Aphididae. The transcript is spliced from 5 exons. The coding region runs from base 238 to 609 and encodes 123 amino acids.
UUUGCACAAAAAAUAUUUGACUUUGUCACUUCUAUUAAAAAAGAAAUUAAUCAAUUAAAAGUUGGAUUGGUUGUAGAUGGACCGGGAUAUACAUUUUUUCCAGAUAAAACACUUUUUGAUUUUACAAAAACAAAUACAAUUUUGGAAUUUUACUCAAUUAAUUUUGAGAAUUUAAACAUAUGCGAUGCAGAAGCAAAACAACUUGGCUUGAGUCCAGUAAAAUCCACUAGUCCAACUAUGUGGACUAUAGAAUUAGUUAAUAAUGCUAUUAAUAAUUCAACAAUGGAUAAAUCGAAAAUAUACGCUAUGUUACAAGUAUCAGUAAUAAUUCCAACCUCUCUUGCUGGCAAAAACGGAAAGCAACUUACAUCUUAUGCUAAAUAUUGUAACAAUACCGAUUCUAAUUCAUGCCAAUGGUGUUCGAAUCCUUCACAAGUUUCAUAUGAUCAAGGAGUUUAUGCAAAACAAAACUACAAAGGAAUUAUCUUACGACAGCUUGAUACAGAUGACUAUGGUUGCUAUUGUGGAUGUGGACAAUUUCCAGUAACAAACCAAAUUAUUAAUGGAUGGGAAUCAAGUACUUUUACAUCAUGUCCAAAACUAGAUUGA